This is a messenger RNA of Phyllostomus hastatus (greater spear-nosed bat), 1620 nucleotides long. RefSeq names its product osteoclast stimulatory transmembrane protein (gene OCSTAMP). The record is from RefSeq and is a predicted model, not a curated record. The transcript has 4 exons. NCBI's taxonomy places the organism in Eukaryota, Metazoa, Chordata, Mammalia, Chiroptera, Phyllostomidae. The coding region runs from base 1 to 1506 and encodes 501 amino acids. Gene Ontology annotation, cellular component: membrane.
AUGGAAACAUGUCUGGUGCAAAGCAAGUGCUCAGUAAAGGUUAACCAUUAUCAUCAUCAUCUUUUAAGAGGGGGAAGGCUGCCGCCUGGCUGGCUCUGCGGCUGUUCAGGAGGCAUGAGGACUCUCUGGGGGACAGCUGAGCACCUCGUCAGGACCGGGUGCAGAUUCUGGCACUUGGGACUUUCCAAGGCCCUUGUCCCACUUCAGGCUGCCUGGGUCGCCUUCUCUCAGCCUAUCCCAACCAGCUGUGGCCAGCUGUUGACCCAGCUCCUCCUGUGUGGUUCCCUGGCUGCCGCUGCUGCCGGUCUGGCCCACCAAUGGUUGGUGUCCUUGCUGCUUUAUCCUCUGGGGCCCGCGGCCAUGGUGUCUACUGUUGGUGGCCUCCUGGUCUUCCUGGGCCUGGGCCUGGUGCCUCCGGCUCGCUGCCUGUUUGCCCUCAGUGUGCCCACCCUGGGCACAGAGCAGGGCCGUCGCCUGCUCCUGUCCUGGAGUACUGCCACCCUGGCUGUCACCGUGGUGCCCAACGUCUUGGCCAAUGUGGGCGCAGCUGGACAGGUGCUGAGGUGUGUCACGGAGGGCUCCCUGGAGAGUCUGCUCAACACCACGCACCAGCUGCAUGCAGCGUCCAGGGCUCUGGGUCCCACGGGCCAGGGCCUGACACUCCAGGCCCAGGGCAAUGGCUCUGUCUUCCGGCGUCACAUGCUCCGGGUCACUCAGCAGGUCCUGGAGGACUUCUCUGGCCUGGAGUCCCUAGCCCGGGCAGCAGCACUGGGGACCCAGCGGGUGGCCACAGGGCUCUUCAUGCUCGGCCUCCUGGUGGACUCAGCCCGGUAUCUCCACUGCUACCUGACCGACCUGCAGUUUGAUAACAUCUAUGCUACGCGGCAGCUGGCUCGGCAGCUGGAAGAGGCCCGGGCCACACACCUGCUGGCAUCUCCACCGGCCUGGCUACUCCGGGCGGCUUGGCCGAGGCUGUCCCAGGGGGAGCUGCUGAGCUGUCUCCUGAGGCUGGGGCCACUCACCCUGCUCCUGAUGGCCACAGCUGUGACGGUGGCCACAGACCACGUGACCUUCCUCCUGGCACAGGCCGCCGUGAACUGGGCUCAGAAGCUGCCUGCUGUGCCCGUCACGCUCACGGUCAAGUAUGAUGCUGCAUACACCGUCCUGGGCUUCAUCCCCUUCCUCUUCAACCAGCCGCCGCAGGAGAGCCCCUCCUUCUCAGCCCACAACUCCUUCCAGUGGGAGCUCCGCUUCACCUCCCCUGGCUGCCCUCUGCUGCCCGCCCAGCGCCCCCACACGGCCGCCCCGCUGGCCGCGGGGGUCCUGCAGCUCGUGGCUUGUUCCAUGGUCCUGCUGGAGACCUACGCCCGCAGGUUGCGGCACACCAUCGCAGCUUCCUUCUUCAGGGCGCAGGAGGCGAGGAGGGUCCGCCACCUUUACGCCCGACUCCAGCGGAGCUAUGACCGGAACCGAGACCAGCAGCCGCUCCUGCGGACUCCUUCCUGAUCCCCGCACCCGGACCUGCCCGCAAGCACCCAGCAUGGAUACAUAGGCCUGCUGCACAGUGGACGGACACGUGGAAGAACAGACAAGCUUGCAGAAGAGAGGGAAGAUCUUUGG